AUGGUGGGCCGGAACAGCGCCAUCGCCGCCGGUGUGUGCGGGGCCCUUUUCAUCGGUUACUGCAGUUACUUCGACCGCAAGAGACGGAGUGACCCCAACUUCAAGAACAGGUUGCGAGAACGAAGAAAGAAACAAAAGCUUGCCAAGGAGAGAGCUGGGCUUUCCAAGUUACCUGACCUUAAAGAUGCUGAAGCCGUUCAGAAAUUCUUUCUAGAAGAAAUACAGCUUGGUGAAGAAUUACUAGCUCAAGGUGAAUAUGAGAAGGGUGUGGACCAUCUGACAAAUGCAAUUGCUGUGUGUGGACAGCCACAGCAGUUACUGCAAGUGUUGCAACAAACUCUUCCACCACCAGUGUUCCAGAUGCUUCUGACUAAGCUCCCAACAGUUAGUCGGAGAAUUGUAAGUGCUCAGAACUUAGCUGAAGAUGAUGUGGAAUGA
Dama dama (fallow deer) is the source of this 438-nucleotide messenger RNA. Its product is annotated as mitochondrial import receptor subunit TOM20 homolog. The coding region runs from base 1 to 438 and encodes 145 amino acids. The transcript has a single exon. Gene Ontology annotation, cellular component: mitochondrial outer membrane translocase complex; mitochondrial outer membrane. The record is from RefSeq and is a predicted model, not a curated record. Lineage: Eukaryota; Metazoa; Chordata; Mammalia; Artiodactyla; Cervidae. Gene Ontology annotation, molecular function: transmembrane protein transporter activity. Gene Ontology annotation, biological process: tRNA import into mitochondrion; protein targeting; protein import into mitochondrial matrix.